Vitrella brassicaformis is the source of this 1461-nucleotide messenger RNA. The record is from the annotation of a GenBank genome assembly. NCBI's taxonomy places the organism in Eukaryota, Vitrellaceae.
CAGCCUUUCAUACACGUCGGUCCGUCCGUCCUUGCGACUGAUGUCUCCUGCCGUCCCUUAAGAUGAUGCACUGCUUCCGCCAGCUAUCCAUUGAUUUGACACACCUCCCUCUCUCUCUCUCUCUCUCCCCCCCUCUCUCUCUCUCUCUCUCUCUCUCCCCCUGUGUGUCUCUCAGGCUUGAUUCUUUCCUUCCCGCCUCGGCGUCCGCUUCUUAGGAAGCCGAAGGGCAUCACGGGGUCCAGAGGGCCGGGCUUCACGAAGGGUGUCGCGACCAUCCCCACCUUGUCGGCCCCGGUCAUCUCACGGUGAGUCGCCACCUCUUCGGCGCAGUGUCACGGUGCACCGUCGACUUAUCGGAGCCGGAGGCAAUCGUGAUCUGCUUCUUAGUGCGCGACACGGGCGGCUGGUGCUUGCAGCAGUGGCAGUUUCUGAGGAGCUUUUCCUUGAUCUUCUCCCCCAUCUUCUUCUGCUUCUCCUCGUCCUUGAUGUUCUCCUUGAUCGUCUUCUCCUUGUCCUUGUCCUUGUCCGGCUUCUCUAAGACUUCGAGUGCGGCUUGCAGGCCCACAUCGUCGCACCUGAGCUUGGUGAAUGUGAGGGCGUUUGGGAAGUUGUGGAAGACGUCCUGGAUGGAUUUGAAGCUGUAGCACUUCAUGCCUUCGGGGCACUCCCCCUUUCCCGGCUUUCCGUACUCCUCUCCGUCCUUAUUGGUGUGCCCGCACUUGACUGCAUUCAUAACCGGAGACACCACACACACACACACACACACACACAGGGAUGGACGUGGGCCGCGACUGUCUUGCGUCCUGUCGUUUGCAUGAGUGUUUCUGUGCCGAUUCAAGCGUCACUCACUGCCAGUGCCGGCGCAGCCAUGAAAUAUCGCUGGCCAUUCCUCGAGGUCGGACAGGCCGGUGGCCUCUUCUGACGCACAUGUCAUCCACACACGCACAGACAGAGAGCGAGACACGCUAAGGCACGCGUGACACACACCGGCCGAUGCAUGUACCUGCAACAUCGGCGGGGUGCUGGUAGCCUUCCUCAGAGUCGCAUUCCGCAUCGGACAGCAUGCCAGGGCACUGCAGAGGUGGGUGCCUCGGUGGUGCAGGCAGUGCCGAGAGCCGUGCCAGCAGCUCUGCCUCGUUCACACCGGCAGGUGGUGUACGCAGUGCCCGGAGCCGUGCCAGCAGCUCAGAGUCUGUCUCGUUCACGCCGGCACUUGGCCGGGUCUGAUUGGUCUGGUUGGCGUCCACAGGCGUCUCUGUUGGCCUCGCCAGGAAGGCAUCGGAGAGACACAGAGUCGCCAAGAAGACAACAAGCACCAGACUGUGAAGAGGCGGCAUUAGAAAACUUUGACGGAUAGGCGGAUGGUUGGAUGGGUGGAUGGAUCCUCGAGGGGAACGCCGUCGAAAAGAACGACCAGGCGCGUCUCUGAGUCGGCCCCCACGGGAUGGAGGCACGGCAUCU